GGUGGAACAGCGAUUCCCGCAAGAGGCCCCCGACUUCCAUGUGGUCAUGCUCAGCUUCUGACCAGGACGAAUGCCGAUGGCAGCUACUAGUAGUAGGAUGGAGGGAUGGAGAUAGUAUGGAGAAGUAAUAGUCGUACCACGAGCUCUUUGGCCGUCUCGCAAUAGCUCAAGCAGCUCUUAUGGAUCCCACGCCUUCUUCUCCAUGCAUGAUAUGGGAAAAGUGUCUCCUCUGCAUAUAUUGAACUUGGUCUCAUGAUCGACGUCUCUUCGACCACUCUCUUUCUCUCCAACGCAUCUCGGCCCUCCUGCAACUGAACGCCAGGUCAAUCUGUACGCAAUGGGCAGCCAGAAGGACUCUCGUCCUAACUUCCUAGUUAUUGUCGCCGAUGAUCUCGGCUUCAGCGACCUUGGCUGCUAUGGCUCCGAAAUAGCAACCCCUCACAUCGACGCGCUGGCCUCGCAGCAAGGCGCGCUGCGCUUCACGCAAUUCCACGUCGCCGCAGCUUGCAGUCCGACUCGUUCAAUGCUCAUGACGGGGACGGACCACCACAUCGCCGGGCUGGGACAGUUGCACGAGUUUGUGCGCAGCUCCCCUGCUCACCAGGGCCAGCCGGGCCAUGAGGGCUACCUGAAUGAGAAGGUGGUUGCUCUACCAGAGCUUCUAUCUGCUGGUGGCUACUUCACUGUCAUGAGCGGCAAAUGGCAUUUAGGUCUCCAGAAGCACCAUCUGCCCAUUAAGCGCGGCUUCAAGAAGAGUCUGGCGCUGCUGCCGGGGUGUGCGAACCACUAUGCCUAUGAGCCUGAUUACCAGGAUCCCUCUACAGAGCCCGGGCGUUUCUUCGAAACCGCGACACGAGCGUUACAUGCAGAAGAUGAUCGGUAUCUCAACGAGAAAGAGCUGGGCGAGGAUUGGUACUCAUCAGAUGGCUAUGCCAGCCGCAUGAUUUCGUACCUGGAGAACCGCACUGAAGAGGAGCGUCAGCAACCCUUCUUCGCCUAUCUCCCCUUUUCCGCGCCGCAUUGGCCUCUGCAGGCGCCCAAGGAGGUGUGCGACAAGUACAAGGGUCUUUAUUCCGACGGGCCUGAGGCUCUGCGCCAGAAGCGUCUGGAGCGGCUCAAGGCUCUUGGGCUCGUCAGCAAAGAUGCCGUGGCCCACCCUGUUGUCACGACCGGCAACGAGGUGAAGAACUGGGAAUCUCUCGAUGCAGAGACCCAAGCUGCGUCCGCGAGGGCAAUGGAGGUGUAUGCAGGCAUGGUGGAUCGCAUGGACUGGAACAUUGGCCGUGUCAUUGAGCAUCUGCGCAAGAGUGGCGAGCUGGACAAUACCUUUGUCAUGUUCAUGAGCGACAAUGGCGCCGAGGGGGCGAGUUAUGAGGCGAGCCCCCUGGUUGGCGAUAGCAUCAUGGCGCACGUCAACAAGUACUACAACAACAGCCUGGACAACAUUGGUCGAGGAGAUUCCUUUGUGUGGUACGGCCCUCUUUGGGCACAGGCCGCAACUGCGCCGUCACGGCUGUACAAGAUGUUCUCUACCGAGGGAGGCUGCAGAGUUCCCCUGGUCGUCAAGCCUCACUCAAGCAUCAACAACCAGCGCGGCAAUGCUGAUGGCGGUGUCAUCACUGACGCGUUCUGUACGGUCAUGGACAUCGUGCCCACAGUCUUGGAUCUUGCUGGGCUGAAGCAUCCGGGCACGGAGUACAACGGCCGCAAGAUUGCCUCCCUCCGUGGCCACAGUUGGAGAAGCUAUCUUGAAUCUGCCAGCGGCUGGAGUCGCAAGUCUCCGAUCCACGACGCUGACUACGUCGCCGGCUUUGAGAUUGCCGGAUCAGGAGCGCUGCGUCGCGGCAACUGGAAGAUUACGUUUGUGCCUGCCCCCAAGGGUCCUCAGCGGUGGGAACUGUUUAACAUCGAGGCUGAUCCUGGCGAGACGAACGACCUGAGCAAGGAGGAGCCGGAGAGGUUCCAGGAGAUGCUUGGCCUUUGGGAGGAGUAUAGGAAGGAGGUGGGCGUUGUUGGCCUUGCUGGUGAGUACCCGAGGGCCGUUCAAGGGGCUCAGAAGACGACUCUGAAGGACGAGAUGGAGGAUCCUUAUGCCUGGAUCAAGUAUAUAGGCCGACCAGAGAUAACACCUAAAGAGCUGGCAGGAAUUGUCCCGUCCGCAUGAAGGGUUCAUAAAUCAGUCGAACUCAUGUCAAAAUCCAACCACGCAGGCGGCUCCGAAAUGUCCCAGGAGAUGUAGUUGGACAUCUCGCCUGCCAUCCGGAUGUAGUCCUCCGCCAAAUCCGACAAGUCCACCAU
Molecule: messenger RNA, 2298 nt
Organism: Trichoderma citrinoviride
Lineage: Eukaryota; Fungi; Ascomycota; Sordariomycetes; Hypocreales; Hypocreaceae
Product: alkaline phosphatase-like protein
Exons: 3
Coding region: 338-2164 (608 amino acids)
Molecular function (GO): arylsulfatase activity
Source: RefSeq, a predicted model, not a curated record